UAUAAUUCUGCCCCACCCGGAGGCCUGAUUGUUAAGCAGCAGCUGGGAGCCUCUCUUUAGUCCUGCCCAUCUCCAGCUUCAGCCAUGUCACCCAAAAAGGCCAAGAAGAGGGCAGAGGGAGCAAACUCCAAUGUAUUCUCCAUGUUUGAACAGGCCCAGAUCCAGGAAUUCAAGGAAGCUUUCACCAUCAUGGAUCAGAACCGAGACGGGUUCAUCGACAAGAACGACCUGAGAGACACCUUCGCAGCUCUGGGGCGGUUGAACGUGAAACAAGAGGAGAUUGACGAGAUGCUGAAAGAGGCCCCCGGCCCAAUCAACUUCACUGUCUUCUUAACCAUGUUCGGCGAGAAGCUAAAAGGUGCUGACCCUGAGGAGACCAUUCUGAACGCAUUCAAAGUGUUUGACCCGGAAGGCAAAGGAAUUCUGAAGAAGGAUUACGUUACAGAAAUGUUGACGACUCAAGCUGACAGAUUCUCCCCCGAAGAGAUGGAACAGAUGUUCACUGCCUUCCCCCCAGAUGUGUCCGGAAAUCUCGACUACAAGAACUUGGUUUACAUCAUCACACACGGCGAGGACAAGGAUCAGGAGUAGUUAUGGUUAUAUCGGUUAAGUCCCCCCCCUAACACAUGAUCUGCCCCCUCUCUCACCACAUCCCACUUUGUCUUGCUUAGAUGGCCGAACCCUGUUUAGUCAGCUCAGUGGUACAGUAUGUCCUGCCACAAGCAGCGCAGCACAAAAUAGACAGAAUAGUGCAGGAAGUGACCCUUCAUCUCCUCCACACACUGUGUUUACAUUUCAGACCUUAUACGUGUUCAUCAUUUUUAUUUCUUGUUUUGCUGCCUUUUAUUUUCAAUAAAAAUAUCACCCGUGGCCGACAAUUCACCUAUAAACUUGUACAAUAAAUGAUCUCAGCACUGUUCUUGA
Molecule: messenger RNA, 924 nt
Organism: Lepisosteus oculatus (spotted gar)
Lineage: Eukaryota; Metazoa; Chordata; Actinopteri; Semionotiformes; Lepisosteidae
Product: myosin regulatory light chain 2, ventricular/cardiac muscle isoform
Biological process (GO): heart development; muscle cell fate specification; cardiac muscle contraction
Cellular component (GO): myofibril; cytoplasm
Molecular function (GO): calcium ion binding
Source: RefSeq, a predicted model, not a curated record